AUGUCGGGAAGAGGAGGUGCUGGAGCAGGAGGAGACAGAAGAGAAGGUGGGGGUUGGGGAGGAGACAGAAGAGAAGGUGGGGGUUGGGGAGGAGACAGAAGAGGCCCCUUUGGACAGAGGCCCCCUAAUACAGGUGUGGGAGCAGAACGGGGAGCUUGUAGUGUUGACAGAAGAGGAGGUGCAGGAGGAGGAACUUAUGGAGGGGACAGAAGGGGCAGUGCAGCAGAGGGAGCACCUAGAGUUUCCAGAGAGCAGGGUCGGAGAGGUAGAAGUGAGGUAAGAGGAGAGAACAACGAAAACCAAAGGUUUAAUGGAACGGAGGUUGUUAGAAGAGAUCACAGAGGAAGAGAAAGCCAGGGCAGAGGGAACACUAGCAAUGGUACCCCUGAGGUACGGAUACUCGGGUACAAAUCACUGGAGGAACUGCUGCAGAAAGAUGCAUCUGUAGUUGUAAUAACCCUGUCCUCCAGCAGGGGACUACAGGCUUUACUUAUGGAAAGGACCAUGAGGCCAGACCUCGUACAUCUGGUACUUCAGGUGCUCCUCAAGGCCUUACAGGCCAGAAAUGAACGCAGAAUGGUGCUUCAUUUGGCCCAAACAGUGAAGGAUUCCAUCUUCUUCCAAAAUGUGCUUCCCUUCCAUGUGACUGGGAUGAUGUCAGAUCACGUCGCCGCUCGGCGGGAGCAGUACCCUCUGCAACUGCUCAACAUCAUCAAAAUUAUGUCCGACUUGCUCGGCAUGUUCCCCUCCAGCUCUGUAGGUACCAUCUCCAUGUUGGUGGCUUUGGUGAAACCAGUGGUCAACCUGCUGCGAGCUUCUGGCAUUGAUUUUACCGAAACAAUUGAUGAGGAUCUAGAGAAGGUACAAGCCACGGUGGACCAUCUCCAAGAGAAAGCAAGGGAAGGAUCCUUGAGAUCAGACAACUAUGCUAUCUCUCUUGGCAAUGAAGAUACUCCACCAGGGGUAGAGGACUUCAGGAACAUGAGCAUUUACCCGACCCCUGAAGAAUUCCACCAGGACGAGAAACCUUUUUUGAGGCCCAACAUUAUGCAGCAAAGUUACCCCAACGCCCACGUCUACCUGGAUACGCAUUUUAGGCUGAUGCGAGAGGACUUUGUCAGGCCAUUACGUGAAGGCAUCAGGGACCUGCUCCAAAAACAGCAAGAGGAGGGCCUCGGUGGCAUAUCUAUAAAAAAGAGACGCUUUGAUGAUAUCAGGGUUUACUUCGACACCAAACUGCUUGUGCCCAUCUGCACUCACACAGGCAUUGUCUACAGAGUAACGUUUGACCCACAGCCACUUAAGUUUGUGCGAUGGGAGAAUUCCAAACGACUGCUAUAUGGGUCCCUGGUCUGCUUGUCAAAGGACAACUUUGAAUCUUUUCUCUUUGCUACGGUGGCCAAUCGGGACCCCAAAUUUCUGAAAGAUGGCCUGGUUGAACUAAGUUUUUCUGCACACAGCCGAGCUCAACUGGCCAGGGUCAAGGCUUCUGAUUCCUUCACGAUGGUUGAGACCUCUGCAUACUUUGAAGCCUACCGUUAUGUACUGGAGGGGCUUCAGGAACAACAAGAGGAUGAGCUUCCAUUUCAGAGGUACAUUGUAGAAUGUAACCCAGAUGUCCAUCCUCCAGAAUAUAUUAUGCAGUUCAGGAGUUCUUACGAUCUGUCCAGCAUUGCAGCAAAAGAUCGUAAGGACAAGUUGAAACCGUUUGACCCCCUUAACGCUGAUGCCUGGCCUUCUGAGGAGCAGCUAGGUCUGGAUGAGAGCCAACUCAAAGCCCUUAAACUGGCCCUCACCAAAGAGCUGGCUAUUGUACAGGGCCCACCAGGCACAGGGAAGACAUAUGUGGGACUAAAGAUUGCUAGAGCUUUGUUGGAGAACAGUGUGGUGCAGAUUUAUAACUCACCGAUGCUGGUAGUGUGCUACACCAACCACGCUCUAGAUCAGUUUUUGGAAGGUAUCCAUAGCUUCUUGGACAAAGGCAUUGUAAGGGUCGGAGGCCGGAGUAACAGUGAAAUGCUGAAGCGUUUCUCUUUGCGGGAGUUGACCAGGCAGCCAGGCUUUCGCAGAAACCUGCCACUACACAUUAGGAAUGCCUUCAGUGAAAUCCAGAGAGAGCUGAAGUCUACAGAGAGACAGAUACAGUUAGAAUCGGCCAGGCUAGUGUGCAGUCUGCAAGGGGUCAUUGAUGAGCGCUUUUUGAGGAAGUACAUGUCUGAGGAGCACUGGAUCAGAAUGACCGAGCAACUGAUGGGUGAAUUUUCCUUUGGUGGUAAAAAGUCAUCAGUUAUCAUGGAGUGGCUUGGCCUUGGAGACUAUCAACAAGCAAUUAAUUUUGGUGAGACAGAUGAAAAUGAGAGGGUUGAGCAAGUGGAGGAGGAGGAGGAGCUGUUGGAAAUGGAUGAAGAGGCUGCUUUGAUUGAGGCUGAUAGAAUCCUGUUCGAAGACCUUUCGGAUCAGAAUGAAUGGGAUCAUGAGCGCAGGAAGGAAGAAGAGGAUAUAAUAGCGGAGAUCUCUAAGAGCAUGCUUGCUGUCAACCUAAACGAAGAUGUGGAAGAGCCCUUAGAGUAUGAUGGAAUUAAUCAACCUAAUGAUGGAGUGUGGGAGAUGCAGCGUCAACAAAAAAAGAACAUGAAGCAGAAAAUAAAGAAGAAGUUGAAGGAAGGCCCGGCCAUGAGCGAGGAAGAAGAGUCUCGGAUUCGGGACAUAUGGAGGCUUAAUAAAACAGACAAAUGGAGACUUUACCGCCUCUGGGUGUUGAGGUAUCAGAUUGAGCUUCGUGAGAAAACUCUAGAGGCCGAGCAAGUCUAUCAGGACGCGGCCGAGCGCCUUGCUGAAAUCCGCCACAGAGAGGAUCUGUAUGUACUACAGCAUGCCAAAGUCAUUGGUAUGACUACCACAGGAGCAGCCAAAUACCGUCAGGUCCUGCAGUUACUCAAGCCCAGACUGGUGAUUGUGGAAGAAGCUGCUGAAGUACUGGAGGCCCACACUAUUACCACACUCACCCGAGACUGCCAGCACCUCGUUUUGAUCGGAGAUCAUCAACAGCUGAGACCUAGUGCCACCGUGUAUGAACUCGCCAAAAAUUUCAACCUCGAGGUGUCUAUGUUUGAGAGACUUAUCAACAUGAACUUUCCUUAUGUUAGGCUUAAUUAUCAGCAUCGUAUGAGGCCAGAAAUUGCUCGUCUUUUGACUCCUCAUAUCUACACAGAGCUGGAGAACCACCCUUCAGUACUGGAGUAUGAAAACAUCAAGGGAAUUUCAACAAACAUGUUCUUUGUGGACCACCAGUCACUUGAGGUGGAAAUAAAGGAUGGAAAAAGUCAUCAAAACCUUCACGAGGCACAAUUUGUAGUUGCACUUUGUCAAUACUUUUUGCGUCAGGAGUACCAGCCCUCUCAGAUUACAAUUCUCACCACUUACACCGGGCAGCUUUACUGCUUACGCAAGAUCAUGCCCUCAAAAGAGUUUGCAGGAGUGAAAGUUCACGUCGUUGAUAAGUAUCAAGGCGAGGAAAAUGACAUUGUCAUACUGUCGUUGGUCCGCAGCAACCGGGAGGGUAGGGUUGGAUUCCUGCAGAUCCCAAACCGUGUUUGUGUGGCACUUUCUCGUGCCAAGAUGGGACUGUACUGCAUCGGGAACAUGGAAAUGUUUAGCAAGGUAAAGCUGUGGAGUAACAUCCUUCACACUCUAAGGGAGAAAGAUCAGGUAGGACGGGAACUGAGACUGAGCUGUCAGAAUCAUCCGGAAACUCAAACCCAGGUGUCCUCCUCGCAGGACUUCUUAAAAGUCCCAGAAGGUGGCUGCAACAAACCCUGUGAAUUCCGCUUGGACUGUGGUCAUGUAUGUGUUCGCAUGUGCCACCCGUACGAUGCUGACCACAAGAAAUAUAAAUGCAACAAGGAAUGCCCCAAAGUUCUGUGUGAGCUUGGGCACAAAUGUCAGAAGCGGUGCUAUCAGGUAUGUGGUAAAUGUGUAGUGCUCGUAGAAAAGGUCGUGCCUCAAUGCCAGCACACUCAAAAAAUGCCCUGCCAUCAGGAUCCUAAAUCAUUUGUCUGCAAAGUGCCUUGUGAGAAGAUGCUGAGCUGUGGACACACAUGCCAGGCAGGUUGCGGGGACCAGUGCACUGAUUUUUGCAAGGAAAUAGUUCUUGUUCAGCUUAAAUGUGGACACACCCAAAAAGACCCAUGCGGCAUAUUCAAGAACCUUGAAGAUCAGCCAAAUUGCCGGACCAAGUGUGGCAAAGAACUGAAAUGUGGGCAUGUUUGCACAGGAACUUGUCACGAAUGCUACCAGGGCCGCCUUCACAAGUCUUGUACGAAAAAAUGUAGCCGUGUUCUUCCCUGCUCACAUGAGUGCAAUGUGCCUUGCCCCAGUACCUGCCCACCGUGUAAUCAUCCUUGUCAGAAUCGCUGUGUUCACAGUAAGUGUGAGAAAAAAUGUGGACAGCCUUGCGUCCCUUGUAAUGAACCCUGCCAAUGGCAGUGCUCUCACCACAGCUGUAGCAAACUCUGCCAUGAGCCAUGCGACCGCCCACCAUGUUACGAGAAAUGUGAUCAAAUCUUGAAAUGUGGGCAUCCCUGCAUAGGGCUUUGUGGAGACCCUUGCCCAAACAAGUGCCGCAUAUGCCACCGUGAAGAGGUGACCGAAAUCUUUUUCGGACCGGAAGACGAGCCAGAUGCCACCUUCAUCCAGCUGGAGGACUGCAAACACAUCAUUGAGACCAGUGCCAUGGACGUUAUUAUGGGCAUGGAUGAGGACCAAGGAGCUGAUCUAGAUCAGCGGGCUAUACGACUAAAGGAGUGCCCCAGGUGUCGAACCCCUAUUCGUAGAAACGUGCGCUAUGGAACACAUGUCAACCGCAGCCUGGCAGAAAUCGAAAAGGUAAAGGAACAGAUAAAUGGUCAGCCAUCUGAGAUUAAGCUGAAGCAGGACGAGCUCUUGCAGCAUUUGAUGGCAAGUAACAACUUAAGGCAACAGUUUAUCACAGAGUUUUUUAAGAUCCGUGAGAAGCUUCAGGGGACUGGUUUGUCUCUUGUAGACCUUUGGCACCAAGAGAACUUGAUAUUCUUCCUUGAGAAGCUUGGGAAGUUAAAGAAAUCAAACACACAUUCGAGUGAUGUGUUCUCUCAACGCUUUAGAGAAUGCCUGAAUUUCCUAUCUCAUAGGUACCAGAGAUUCACCGACCAGCAGAUGGCAGAUGUAGAACGUGAAAUAAAAAGGCUUUUCCACCUUGCUGACCUUGACGUCCGCUGCAAAACAGCCAACCCCUUAGUACUUCACAAAGUCCACUCAGAAGUGACCCAGGCUCGAAUGAUUCUGGAGAACUCUCAACCAUUCAGUGAAACUGAUGAAAUUAAAGUGAAAAGGAUUUUUAAAGAGCUAGAAACCAAGCUCCCUUGUACUGGCCUGGGUAUUUCCGAUGACGAAAGAGUGAUGAUCGUUAAAGCCAUGAAUCUUAAUAAGGGACACUGGUAUAAGUGUCCUAAUGGGCAUGUAUACGCUAUUGGAGACUGUGGCGGUGCAAUGGAAAACGGGCGUUGCCCUGAAUGCAAUACUAGAAUUGGUGGAGCCCAACAUCUGCUUGCUCAGGGAAAUUCCGUGGCAACAGAGAUGGAUGGGGCACAGCAUGCUGCCUGGUCAGACACUGCCAACUUGCUCAAUUUUGAUCCAAUGGACCUUCAAAACCUAUAAAAAAAUCUUGUAAUUGGAUCAAUCUGAAUUUGUAAGGGUGAAACCGAUAAUUUACAAUGAUUGUUGACGAGGAAGGAGCGGAGAUACCACUAAACCUCUAAUGGAUUUAAUCAACCGAAAUGUUGACUGACAUAAACUGACCCUGUGCUGAAAACUGCACAAUGUCACAGGUUUUCAAACUUGUACGGUUCAAGAAUAUAUUACUGGUCAAACCGUACUGCUCAUCACAUAAAUUGCACGAAGUUGGUCAUGAAAUCAACAGCCUACCUAAUGGACUAGUAUAUAUCUUUAAAGACAGUCCCUAACUUGCUAAAUAUCAAAGCUCCUCAGUCUACCUGUAAGGACUCAGGAAAGACAAGCAUUACGACUCCUCUGUACUGGAACCCAGGUGGUAAAACAGAGAUGGAUGGGCCACAGCACACUGCCUGGUCUGAUUUUGAUCCAAUUGACCUUCAAGACCUUUAAAUAAAUCUUGUAAAUGAAUCAAUAUGAAAUUGUAAGGCUAAAACCGAUUGCUUCUUGUAAUUUAAACAAUUGUUGAUCAGGAAGGAGCGGAGAUGCCACUAAACCUUUAAAUGGAUCUUUAAUUAACCAAAAUGUUCACUGACAUAAACUGACCCUGCGCUGAAAGUGCACAAUGUCACAACUGUGACAUUCCUUAAAUCAGGUUUUCCAACUUUACGGUUCACAUGAAUUGCACGAAGUUGGUCAUUAAAUGAACAGCCUACUGAAUGGCAACCACUGGACUAGUAUAUCUUUAAAGACAGUCUCUAACUUGCUAAAUAUCAAAGCUCUUUGGUCAUAAGGACUCAGGGAAGACAAGCAUUAUGGCUCCUCUGUACUGGAACCCAGGUGGUAAAACAGAUGGAUGUGGCACAGCAUGUUGCCUGGUCUGACUUUGCCAACUUGCUCAAUUUUUAUUCAAUGGAGCUUCAAGACCUUUCAACAAAUCUUGUAAAUGAAUCAAUAUGAAAUUGUAAUGCUGAAACUGGUUGCUUAUUGUAAUUUACAAUGAUUGUUGAUCAGGACGGAGCCGAGAUGCCACUAAACUUUUAAACAGAUCUUUAAUUAACCAAAAUGUUUAUUGACAUAAACUGACCCUGCUCUGAAAGUGCACUAUGUCACAACUGUGAUAUUCCUUAAAUCAGGUUUUCCAACUUUAUGGUUCAAGAAAUAUAUUACUGGUCAAACCGUACUGUUCAUCACAUGAAUUGCACGAAGUUGGUCAUGAAAUGAACAGCCUACAGAAUGGAAACCACUGGACUAGUAUAUAUCUUUAAAGACAGUCCCUAACUUGCUAAAAGCUCCUCAGUCUACCUACAAGGACUCAUUAUUAAAUACAAGCAUUAUGACUCCUCUGUACUGGAACCCAGGUGGUAAAACAGAGAUGGAUGGGGCACAGCACGCUGCCUGGUCCGACGCUGCCAACCUGCUCAAUUUUGAUCCAAUGGACCUUUAAAACUUAUAAAUAAAUCUUGUCAGUGGAUUAGUAUGAAAUUGUAAGGCUGAAACCGGUUGCUUAUUGUAAUUUACAAUGAUUGUUGGUCAGGAAGGAGCGGAGAUGCCACUAAACUUUUAAAUAGAUUUUUAAUUAACCAAAAUGAAAACUGCACAAUGUCACAGGUUUUCAAACUUGUACGGUUCAAGAAAUAUUACUGGUUGAACCUCAUGGUUCAUUACAUAAAUGGCACAAAGUUGGUCAUUAAAUCAACAGCCUACAGAAUGGAAACCACUGGACUAGUAUAUCUUCAAAGAUGGUCCCUAACUUGCUACAUAUAAAAGCUCCUGAGUCUACCCAUAAGGACUCAAGGAAAACAAGCAUUAUGGCUCCUUUGUACUGGAACCCAAGUAGCUAGCCAAGUAAGUCUCUUGCUGGUGUACCUUCAAUAAUGGAGACCCACCUCUUCACUAAGUAUCUAAGUGAGCUUUUACUUAGCACUUACUUGCAUUAAACAAACAACACAAAUACUGUACUUUUCUUUUCCACACUCUUGCCACCUACAAACAGGUUUUGGAUGCAUGGUGGUGUUAGAAGUUUGCGUAUUUGUGCUAGAGUGAAAAAUGGCCACUAAAAAGAAUGCAAAGCACCUCUGUACAAAUACAAAGCUCUUCUGUAUGCCACCCUGGAUAAAUGUAAAUAUAUUGUAUGAAUAAGUCAAUAAUCAUGCAAUUAUUCUAUCCUUUAAAAGCUAAAAUAUAUGAACUGCUUCUUACUGGAUGGAAAAUCGGACCUAUACUCUUAUGGAUUUGCUGUGUGAUUGUUUUUCCAUCAUUCUCUCUGGAUUUUAGUUAUGAUUGCCUUCAAUUGCUUCAUGAAAUUAUAUUGUGGCUUUUAAAAACUGUGGGUCACCAAUGCUGGUGUGCAGUUUGUUUUCUUUAUUUCUUUAUUCAUUUCAUUCUGUUAAGGGUUGAGAUGAAUCCAAAGCCCACCCGAAAACACAAGGCUUAAGUCUAUUGCAAGAUGCAAGGUUUGUUUUUGUGAGGUGGGAGAGACCCACAUGGGCAGAAGGGUGUGAGGCUUGAAGAUGUUCGGAGGAAAGGAGCAUAAAUAAAUGCACAUAUACUAUUGUUAAAUGUGACCAUGUGUAUUUAAUAGCCUCAUUUACUAAAAUGCUUCAGUAGGGCCAGGUCUGUAAAUGCUUUAAGAUUUUUUUUAUGCCUGUAGCCAUAGUGCCACACCUGUAUUUUAGUAUAUCGGGGUAGUGGUUGGAAAGAUCUUAAUCUCAAGAUGGCCUGCAGAUUUCUUUCUGAUAAGAGUUAGAUUUAUAGAUAAUAAUGAGGUAAAAUUGACAGAGCUGGCAUAUGCAGACCUAAUUCUGUCCUGUAAUCUGAUAUUGUAAUGCAAUAUUUGAGUUGUAAAACGUAAUAAAAAUAUAUAUCAAUA
Messenger RNA from Trichomycterus rosablanca, 8578 nucleotides. RefSeq names its product zinc finger, NFX1-type containing 1 (gene znfx1). Gene Ontology annotation, cellular component: nuclear RNA-directed RNA polymerase complex; nucleus. Lineage: Eukaryota; Metazoa; Chordata; Actinopteri; Siluriformes; Trichomycteridae. The record is from RefSeq and is a predicted model, not a curated record. The transcript is spliced from 14 exons. Gene Ontology annotation, biological process: regulatory ncRNA-mediated heterochromatin formation. Gene Ontology annotation, molecular function: zinc ion binding; helicase activity. Bases 1 to 5694 code for a protein of 1897 amino acids.